Molecule: messenger RNA, 1258 nt
Organism: Hyposmocoma kahamanoa
Lineage: Eukaryota; Metazoa; Arthropoda; Insecta; Lepidoptera; Cosmopterigidae
Gene: AK
Product: arginine kinase
Exons: 3
Coding region: 53-1210 (385 amino acids)
Biological process (GO): phosphocreatine biosynthetic process
Molecular function (GO): creatine kinase activity
Source: RefSeq, a predicted model, not a curated record
CGUAGAGUCUGGACCUCUGAAAUCAAAAAGUGGCUUUUUGUAAUCCGCCGUCAUGAAUUAUAAGCUCAAAAUCACAAUUCCUGUGGUGGUUUGCGGCGGUGCAGUACUCGCGUAUUACCUCAUCAGGCGAAAAGCCGCAGCAAUGGUGGACGCCGCAACCCUCGAGAAAUUGGAGGCUGGCUUCAGCAAGCUGGCCGCCUCUGACUCUAAGUCGCUGCUGAAGAAGUACCUUACCAGGGAGGUGUUCGACGCCCUUAAGAACAAGAAGACCUCCUUUGGCUCAACUCUCUUGGAUUGUAUUCAGUCGGGUGUUGAGAACUUGGACUCUGGUGUUGGAAUCUAUGCCCCUGAUGCUGAGGCAUACUCUGUGUUCGCUGACCUCUUUGAUCCCAUAAUUGAGGACUACCACAAUGGCUUCAAGAAAACCGACAAGCAUCCACCUAAGAACUGGGGAGAUGUUGAGACUCUUGGCAACUUGGACCCGGCCAGCGAGUUUAUUGUAUCCACUCGUGUGCGCUGCGGCAGAUCCAUGGAGGGCUACCCAUUCAACCCUUGCCUUACGGAAGCUCAAUACAAGGAAAUGGAAGACAAGGUUUCUUCCACCCUCUCUGGUCUUGAAGGUGAACUCAAGGGCACUUUCUACCCCCUCACUGGCAUGUCUAAGGAAACCCAACAGCAGCUGAUUGAUGACCACUUCCUCUUUAAGGAGGGUGACCGCUUCCUCCAGGCUGCUAACGCCUGCCGCUUCUGGCCUACUGGACGUGGUAUCUACCACAACGAGAAUAAGACCUUCCUGGUCUGGUGUAAUGAAGAAGAUCACCUCCGUCUUAUCUCCAUGCAGAUGGGUGGAGACUUGAAACAGGUAUAUAAGAGGCUCGUGACUGCUGUGAACGACAUUGAGAAGAGGAUUCCGUUCUCACACCACGAUCGCCUAGGCUUCCUUACUUUCUGCCCCACCAACCUCGGCACGACUGUCCGCGCAUCCGUGCACAUCAAGCUGCCCAAACUGGCCGCCGACAAGGCCAAGCUGGAAGAGGUUGCCUCCAAGUACCACUUGCAAGUACGCGGCACUCGCGGAGAACACACCGAAGCCGAGGGCGGCGUCUAUGACAUCUCCAACAAGAGGCGCAUGGGCCUCACUGAGUACGACGCCGUCAAGGAGAUGUACGAUGGCAUCGCUGAACUGAUCAAAAUCGAGAAGUCCCUGUAAGCUAUCGAUCUCGCUAUCAGUAUUUUUUGUAUUAUUUAUCGUUUUCGC